Molecule: messenger RNA, 799 nt
Organism: Sander lucioperca (pikeperch)
Lineage: Eukaryota; Metazoa; Chordata; Actinopteri; Perciformes; Percidae
Product: CD276 antigen-like
Exons: 3
Coding region: 74-784 (236 amino acids)
Source: RefSeq, a predicted model, not a curated record
GUGGCUCCAUCUCUGUUAAUAGAGACGUUGUGAUGUUAAAGUGAUGUUUGAUCUUUAGGAGACAUCGACAGAGAUGGAGCUUCUUCCUCUUCUGUGUCUCUGCCUCCUGACUCGCUCUGGAAUCACGUCUGCUCAACAAAACAGGCCAGCAGUCAUCAAAGUGAAAGGAGGGACUGAUGUAGUGUUACCCUGUUCGCUCAGCACCAAGGAGAACAUUGAGUUUAAACUCUUUGACUGGAGGAAAGUUGCUCAGAAAGAUGAUGGUCAGAAGAAGGUGUUCCUGUAUGAUGGAGGCAGUCAUUACAACAACGGUCUAGAUGGUCAGAGUGAAGAGUUCAAAGGUCGAGUCUCUCAUUUUCAAGAUGAACUGAAACACGGCAACGCCUCCAUAAUCAUCAGAAAUACAAAGGUGACUGACAGCGGAGACUACAGAUGUUAUUUUCCUCAUCUUCAGCUACCUCAAACAUUCACCAUUAAGCUUGUUGUUGGUGCAGCUUCAAAACCAUCUGUGACAUUACUUGAUGUAACAACAUUCUGGGCGCUGCUGCAGUGUGAAGUUAAUGGCAAUCCAAAACCUAAAGUAGAGCUGCAGGACAGUGAUGGAAACAACCUUCAUGCUGAAGUAACACAGGACUCAGAAAGAGAAGGCAGCUUCUACAUCACCCUCCAAACUACUGUGACCAAGACCGGCACCUAUCGCUGUGUAGCCACACAGGAGGAACUCAAACAUCAGAUUCAUGCUGAGACCUCUGUGUAUAUCAGUGGUGAGAUUCUUCCUUUGUGAUAGUUUAAUUUUUUA